Didymosphaeria variabile is the source of this 1614-nucleotide messenger RNA. RefSeq names its product isocitrate lyase 1 (gene ICL1). Gene Ontology annotation, molecular function: isocitrate lyase activity. The record is from RefSeq and is a predicted model, not a curated record. The transcript has 4 exons. NCBI's taxonomy places the organism in Eukaryota, Fungi, Ascomycota, Dothideomycetes, Pleosporales, Didymosphaeriaceae. Gene Ontology annotation, biological process: carboxylic acid metabolic process. Bases 1 to 1614 code for a protein of 537 amino acids.
AUGGCAAAUAUUGAUGCAGAGGAGCAGCAGUAUCAGCAGGAGGUGGAAGAGGUCAAGAAGUGGUGGUCAGACUCACGAUGGCGGCACACCAGGAGACCGUUCACGGCUGAACAGAUCGUACAGAAGCGAGGCACGCUGAGGCUGCAGUAUCCCAGCAAUACACAGUCGCAGAAGCUCUGGAGCAUCGUAGAAGGAAGGUUCAAGAAUAACGAUGUGAGCUUCACAUAUGGUUGUCUUGAUCCAGUCAUGGUCACCCAGAUGGCAAAGUACCUCGACACCGUCUAUGUCUCCGGUUGGCAAUGCUCGUCAACUGCAUCGUCAACCGACGAGCCCGGCCCCGACCUAGCAGACUAUGCAUAUACCACCGUCCCAAACAAAGUCGGCCACCUCUUCAUGGCACAACUCUUCCAUGACAGGAAGCAGCGAGAAGAGCGCCUAUCCACACCCAAGGCAAAUCGAGGGAACGCUCCCCACGUCGACUACCUUCGACCCAUCAUUGCUGACGCAGAUACCGGCCACGGCGGUCUCACCGCAAUCAUGAAGCUCACAAAGCUGUUCGUCGAGAAAGGCGCAGCGGGCAUCCACAUCGAGGAUCAAGCGCCCGGAACGAAGAAGUGCGGCCACAUGGCCGGCAAAGUGCUCGUCCCCAUCAGCGAGCACAUCAACCGGCUUGUCGCCAUCCGUGCUCAGGCAGAUAUUAUGGGCGUCGACCUCCUCGCCGUCGCCCGCACCGACUCCGAAGCCGCCACCCUGAUCACCUCUACCAUCGACCCCCGCGAUCACCACUACAUCCUGGGCUCUACAAACCCCGCGCUCCAAUCCCUCAGCGACCUCAUGUACGCCGCGGAGCAAGCCGGAAAGUCCGGCACCGAACUCCAAGCUAUCGAAGAUGCGUGGACCAAAGAAGCGCACCUGAAACUCUACCACGAAGCUGUCAUCGAUACAAUAACUGCGGGCGUGCACGUGAACAAGGAGUCCCUCAUCGCUGAGUUCCUAGAAAAGAGCAAGGGCAAGAGUAACACGGAGGCGCGCGCGAUAGCGAAGGGGUUGACGGGCGUGGAUGUGUACUUCGACUGGGAUGCUGCGCGGACAAGAGAGGGGUAUUACAGGUAUCAGGGCGGGUGCCAGUGCGCUGUGAAUCGCGCGAUCGCGUAUGCGCCGUAUGCAGAUCUGAUCUGGAUGGAGAGUAAACUGCCGGAUUUUGCCCAGGCGAAAGAGUUUGCGGAUGGGGUGCAUGCGGUGUGGCCGGAGCAGAAACUCGCAUACAACCUCUCCCCCUCCUUCAACUGGAAAGCCGCUAUGCCUCGCGAAGAGCAGGAAACCUACAUCCAACGUCUUGCUCAACUCGGUUACUGCUGGCAAUUCAUCACUUUGGCCGGCCUGCACCAGACCGCGCUCAUGGCCGACACGUUUAGCAAAGCAUACGCGAAGCAGGGCAUGCGGGCCUACGGCGAGAUCAUUCAGGAACCUGAGGCGGAGAACAAGGUCGAUGUGCUGACGCACCAGAAGUGGAGCGGCGCGAAUUAUGUGGAUGGACUGCUGAAGAUGGUGAGUGGGGGUGUGAGCUCGACGGCGGCUAUGGGGAAGGGGGUCACGGAGGAUCAGUUUAAGUAA